AUGCAUAGAUUGGUGUUACAGAAAUCUGUCAGAGUGUCAGGUGUUAGUAAGUGUCGUCACAUUACACAAGUGUCAACAGACCGGGUCUGGAUCAGUGAUUAUAAAGGCAAUCUCAUCUUAACAAAUACGAAUGGUGACAAACUAGAUCAUGUGACAGAUUUAACUGAAUAUGGUGGUGGAACACAUACUGUGACUGAUGAAGGAUAUUUAAUUUAUAUAGACAGUAACCGUGACAUCAACAAACUGUCUAACGAUCAAGUUAAGACCACAGUGAUACCGUGCACAGAACCAUGGGAACCAUACUGUGUCUACAGCUCCCCCUCUACUGGAGACCUGCUGGUCGGGAUGAAGAAUACUGAUACAAGGAUAUGCCAGGUAAUCCGUUACACUAACACAGGACAACACAUACAAACCAUACAGCAUGACAAUACAGGUCAGGAACUGUAUAGUUAUCCUAUCUACAUCACAGAGAACCGCAAUGGAGAUGUCAUUGUGUCUGACUAUUGGGAUAGUGCUGUAGUGGUGACAGACAGUAGAGGCAGAUAUCGCUUCUCCUACACAGGUCCUACAUCAGGAUCACAACUAGAUCCAUGGGGAAUCUGUACUGACGCACUGUCACACAUCCUGGUGUGUGAUCUUAACACCAAUACAGUACAUAUCAUUGACAAAAACGGUCUCUUUCUGUCACAGUUAGAGCCAAAACAACACGGGAUAGACAGACCACUGGGCCUGAGUUAUGAUGACAACACCGGGUCUUUAGUGGUUGGAUCUAAGGACAGCAACACAGUGAACAUCUACAGACUUAUCCAUGGAGGGGAUAAUCUGACUGAUCCAAGCAGUGAUGAUAUAAAUAAAGUGGAUGAGUUGAAGAAGUUUCUGAGGAAGGAGAAGACAACUGUUUCCCAUGCCAGAGGAAUACUUGUUGGAUGUGCUGAGGCUGGAAAAACAACGCUACUGAAGAGAUUAAGAGGGCAAACUCUAACUCUAAAUGAAAUAACAGAGUCCACCAGGGGACUGGAAGUCCAUCAACAUCUCUAUAUUGUUAGAGAUAAAGUUUUAGAAGUGGCUGAUGAUGACUCCCCAUUGAAGACAUUUAUCAGGAUAAACGCUGCAGAUUUAAAACCAGACCUGAGCAGUGCAGUUGACAGCUCCAAUACAAAUCAACAAGGGGACAACCUGGAAAUGAAAAAUACUGAUAAAGACACUGAAGUUAUUCAUAGCACAGAGGAAAAGAAAGAAGAGAAAGUAGAGUUAUCUAGCCCACCAACUAAACGCAGAAAAGAAGAGAACUCAGUAGAUGUAAUGGCCAGUGCUCUCUCCUCAGAAGCUACAGCUAUGGUGAAGCAUGGAAUUUUUCAGAAAAUCUUGUCUAAUAAGGAAAAAUUACCGACUGUUAGCAUGCUGGAUUUCGCUGGCCAGUUAGCUUAUUAUGCCUGUCACCAAAUUUACGUAACACCAAAGGCCUUCUUCAUUCUUGUGUUGGACAUGACAAAGAAGUUUGAAGAUGUUGUUGAUAAAGAUAGGGAUAACCAGGAAGGAUCAAUCUUCUCUGUGUGGACUUACAAAGGUAAAACAUUCAGCAACUACUUAUAA
Messenger RNA from Saccostrea cuccullata (small rock oyster), 1593 nucleotides. RefSeq lists its product as uncharacterized. The record is from RefSeq and is a predicted model, not a curated record. Gene Ontology annotation, molecular function: ubiquitin protein ligase activity; translation repressor activity. Gene Ontology annotation, biological process: proteasome-mediated ubiquitin-dependent protein catabolic process; negative regulation of translation; protein polyubiquitination. Bases 1 to 1593 code for a protein of 530 amino acids. The transcript has 3 exons. Lineage: Eukaryota; Metazoa; Mollusca; Bivalvia; Ostreida; Ostreidae.